UUCUCGAAGAUGACGUCCAAGAAUCUGUCCCCAAACGGCGAGGCAGUUCCAGACGGUUCUGUAGGUCGCCAUGGAAACCGGUGGACCAAUGGAAUCGUCCUGGCGCUGUCAGGACUCGCGGCUGUGGUGAGUGUCGUCGCCCUGCUGUUCAUGGUGCGGGAGAUCACCUUCAUCCAGGAACAACAAGCGGCAUUCAUGAGAGACAUACAGGAUAUACGGGAUCAGCAAACGGCGUUCCAGACAGAUCUGCGGGAUCAGCAAAUGGCGUUCAUGAAGCAACAGGAAGAUCUGCGGGAAGAACUACAAGCCUACCUGAAGGAUCAGGUGCUCCAGAUGCAGUUGAAGCAAAAGAACGAGGCUAAGGACAAGGGCCCAGCUAGCUCAACUCAAGACUGGAGACGUGAUGACAGCGCCACCUUUUGGAAAAGUGCGGAGAUGCACCGCAGAUCCAAGAGGAACUCAGAGUCCAACACUGUACUCAUUCUUGGAAAACGUUCAGGUAAAUGA
Messenger RNA from Branchiostoma belcheri (Belcher's lancelet), 507 nucleotides. RefSeq lists its product as uncharacterized. The transcript has 2 exons. The record is from RefSeq and is a predicted model, not a curated record. The coding region runs from base 10 to 507 and encodes 165 amino acids. NCBI's taxonomy places the organism in Eukaryota, Metazoa, Chordata, Leptocardii, Amphioxiformes, Branchiostomatidae.